This is a messenger RNA of Scophthalmus maximus (turbot), 2841 nucleotides long. It is a transcript of the gene slc26a6l1, whose product is annotated as solute carrier family 26 member 6, like. The coding region runs from base 131 to 2554 and encodes 807 amino acids. Gene Ontology annotation, molecular function: chloride transmembrane transporter activity; secondary active sulfate transmembrane transporter activity; bicarbonate transmembrane transporter activity. The transcript is spliced from 19 exons. Gene Ontology annotation, biological process: transmembrane transport. The record is from RefSeq and is a predicted model, not a curated record. NCBI's taxonomy places the organism in Eukaryota, Metazoa, Chordata, Actinopteri, Pleuronectiformes, Scophthalmidae. Gene Ontology annotation, cellular component: membrane.
AGUUGUUCUUGUGACUACUACUGGAGCAUACGCUUUUGGUAGACGGUUUCCACGACCAUUCCCAAUACACUUUGGAAUAAAUCCCAUUCUCCUAUACUGCUUAUUAAAAGAUUUUGAGGGAUUAAGCCCAAUGGAAUCUUCACGCAGGCUUUGUAAAUACAAGGUGGAGAGGGAAGUGCUAGAUGAGCAGAGACUGGAAGAGGUAACACAGAGAAAAACACACUCUGACACUCACCGUUCUCUAACUGAAUCGUUUAAAGACUCCUUAAGAUGUACUGUCCCCAAACUGAAAAGAAGUGUGAUGAACAGCUUGCCUGUAUUAUACUGGCUGCCCAAGUACUCAAUCUGGGACUAUGGCAUGCCAGACCUCAUCUCUGGCAUCAGUGUGGGCAUAAUGCACCUGCCUCAAGGUAUGGCGUAUGCAUUGUUGGCUUCCUUACCUCCUGUAUUUGGGCUCUACUCGUCCCUCUAUCCAACAUUAAUCUACUUCUUUUUUGGAACAUCACGUCAUAUCUCCAUUGGUACAUUCACUGUGCUCAGCAUCAUGGUGGGUAGUGUUACAGAAAGACUGGCUCCAGAUGUGGCUUUCCUCAGAAUGAACGGGACUAACAUCACUACAGAGGUGGACAUAAUUGCCCGGGACUCAUACAGGGUUCAGGUGGCGGCUGCUACUACUGUCUUAGGAGGACUUAUUCAGGUCAUACUGGGUUUGGUAAAGUUUGGAUUUGUGGGAACCUACUUGUCUGAGCCUCUGGUGCGAGCCUACACCACAGCUGCUGCAGCCCACGCCGUGGUCGCACAACUCAAGUACAUCUUUGGCGUUUCACCUACAAGGUUUACUGGUCCGCUAUCACUGGUGUAUACUCUUAAAGACGUUUGCUCCUUGCUGCCACAGACUCAUCUUCCCACUUUGGUGGUCAGUGCUGUGUCCAUGGUGCUUCUAAUUGCAGCCAAGGAACUCAACUCCUUCCUCAGCCCAAAAUUGCCAGUGCCUGUCCCGAUGGAGCUCAUAACGAUUGUGGCAGGAACACUGAUAUCAAACUAUGCCUACUUGAACAUCAACUACACUGUUUCAGUUGUUGGAGAAAUUCCGAGUGGUUUGAGUCCCCCCAGUGUUCCAGAUUUUAGCAUUUUUGGAGAGGUUAUGGGUGAUGCUUUUGCACUGGCCAUUGUUGGAUAUGCCAUAUCUAUUUCACUUGGAAAAACAUUCGCGCUGAAACACGGAUACAAGGUGGACAGUAACCAGGAGCUGGUGGCGCUGGGCCUCAGUAAUGCAGUUGGAGGCUUCUUUCAGUGCUACUCCGUUUGCUCCUCUAUGUCUCGAAGUCUCAUCCAAGAGACGACUGGAGGAAAAACACAAAUGGCUGGAGUGGCCUCAGCUCUCAUUGUGUUGGUGACCAUACUGAAACUUGGACCACUGUUCCAGGAGCUGCCAAAGGCUGUCCUCGCAGUGAUUGUCUUUGUAAAUCUGAAGGGCAUGUUCAAGCAGUACUCUGACAUUGCUACACUGUGGAGGCGCAGCAAGAUUGAUCUGGUGGUGUGGUUGGUCACUUGGGUGUCAACACUGCUCCUCAAUCUGGAUCUGGGUCUGGCAGCAUCCAUCACCUUUGCCCUGCUGACGGUCAUCUUCAGGACUCAGUUGCCAACAUACUCUGUUCUGGGAAAUGUUCCAGGUACAGAGCUGUACUUGGAUAUAGAGAAACACAGAGAGGUGAGAGAGAUUCCAGGUGUUACUAUAUUCCGAUCCUCUGCCACGGUGUAUUUUGCCAAUGCUGAGCUCUACCUUGAGGCCCUGAAGGAAAAGAGUGGGCUUGACAUCAGUAAAAUGAUUAUCUACAAGAGGAGGCAGGAGGCCAAACAGAAACGUAGAGAGAGGAGAGCUGAGAGACGGGCCAAGAGGCAGGCCAGGAAAGAGAGACGAGCACAGAGGGCAGCUCAACAGCUGUUCUCUGUAGAGGAAGAGCCCGGCUGGAGGGACACAUGCAUUGAUGGGAAUGUUACCGACAAGGAAGAUCAAGGCUGGACUGAGCGAGAGAACGGUACAGUGUUUGUCAUCCCAACCUCUCCCGGAGCACCAGAAGGCCAGGGAAGAUGGGAAUACCUGAAAGGAGGAGAUCCCGAAUGCACAAGUUUAGGGUGGAUGUCUGAGCUGCAGGACGGGGACACCACCACUCUGGGCUCCAGCAGCGAGGACACACUGAGUCAUGACCUGGAGAGGAUCUCGCUUGGUUCUCUGGGCAAGUGGACCUGGGACAUUCACUCCAUCAUUCUCGACCUCUCCACAGCGAACUUCAUUGACACGGUGGCUAUCAAGACAAUUAAAAAUAUUUUCCAGGACUUCAGUGAAAUUGAUGUGGAUAUCUACAUGGCUGGUUGUCAAGCCUGUGUUGUGGAGCAGUUAGAGAUUGGUGACUUCUUCUCCGAGUCAAUAACAAAGAGACACCUUUUCGCCUCCGUUCAUGAUGCUGUGCUCUACUGUCUGGACCACCGUGGAGCAACAUCAUUUCCAAGAUACGAGUCAUCAGUGGAGAUGCACAGCAGCACACGACUGUAAGGACCUAAAGCCCAGCAGGAUAUCGAGCACAGAGGAUGGAAAAACCAUCGCACAUCUACAAGAAGAAAUAUCUCAACCUGCACCUGUAAAUUAAUACAGAUUUUAGUAAAGCUUUAAACAAAUCACUUAUAUUGAUAUUUAUACAUUUUUAUACACUUUACAGUAUGUAAAAGAAGCCACUGGAUGCUGACACAUUAUCUUAAUCUAACUUUAUUCAGUAUGGAAGAGUGUUACAGUGCAUUUGUGAAGAAAAAAAGAUAAUAAAUUAAUACAGUGAAACAACCAAA